UUCUAUCAGAAACCAAAUCUCAUAUUUCUAUCCUUAUUUGCUGCAAUUUCUAGCUGUUAAAAGAUGAUGGCAGAAGAGACACACAAUGAAGUGAAAGGCACAGUCUGUGUCACAGGAGCUGCUGGUUUCAUUGGUUCAUGGCUUACAAUGCGAUUACUUGAAUUGGGUUAUGUUGUAAGAGCAACUGUCAGAGAUCCAGGAAAUCCAGUGAAGACCAGUCAUUUGUUGAAACUACCUGGGGCCAAUGAAAGACUGACUCUUUGGAAAGCAGACUUGGAUGAUGAAGGAAGCUUUGACAAUGUCAUUGAUGGUUGUGAAGGUGUUUUCCAUGUCGCAACUGCAAUGGAUUUUGAGUCCCAGGAUCCAGAGAAUGAGGUGAUACAGCCAACAGUGAAUGGGGUAUUGAAUGUAAUGAGAUCAUGUGGAAAGGCCAAGUCAGUGAAAAGAGUUGUUUUCACCACAUCUGCUGGGGCAGUGAAUUUUACGGAUGACUUUGGAACACCAGGCAAAAUAUAUGAUGAAACAUGCUGGACCAAUGUGGAGCUUUGUAGGAGCAUAAAAAUGACUGGAUGGAUGUACUUUGUGUCAAAAACACUUGCAGAAAGGGCUGCGUUUGAUUUCGCAAAGAAAAAUAAUGUUGAUCUCAUUAGUGUUAUACCAACAUUAGUGGUUGGGCCAUUUAUAAUGCAGACUAUGCCUCCCAGCUUGGUUACAGCAUUGGCGCUGUUAACAAGAAAUGAACCACAUUAUAUGAUAUUGAGACAAGUGCAGCUGGUUCACUUGGAUGAUCUCUGCAUGUCACUCAUUUUCCUCUAUGAAAAUCCCCAAGCAAAGGGCAGAUAUAUAUCUUCCUCACAUGAUGUCACCAUUGUUCAGCUUGCCAAAACUUUGGCUGACAAAUACCCACAGUACAAUAUUCCAACCAAGUUUGAAGAUGCAGACGAGUCUUUGCCAGUAGUAGCAUAUUCAUCGAAAAAGCUUGUUGACAUGGGCUUCAAGUUCAAGCACACCAUAGAUGACAUGUUUGAUGGGGCCAUUCAAUGUUGUGUGGAGAAAGGACUUUUGCCAAAAAUAGGAAUUGGGGCAGCAACAGGCGUUCUCAAUAAUAAUAAUUAGCUUCCCUUGUUUGUGUAAGAUUUUAUAAUAAAUAAUCUUGGCUAUCAUUUUAGAACAACUUAUUUCUAUAAUAAAUUCUCAUAUAUAGAAAGAUAAGUGAUCUGAUAAAGAAGGGUAUAAGGUGAUUUUUAUUCACUCAAAUGCUAGCUUCUAUAUGUUUAUUUUAAGUAAUGUUAAUACUAGCAGUUGCAUAACCAUAUGAAGUUUUAAGUUUAUUA
Molecule: messenger RNA, 1334 nt
Organism: Cryptomeria japonica (Japanese cedar)
Lineage: Eukaryota; Viridiplantae; Streptophyta; Pinopsida; Cupressales; Cupressaceae
Product: dihydroflavonol 4-reductase
Exons: 6
Coding region: 64-1116 (350 amino acids)
Molecular function (GO): oxidoreductase activity, acting on the CH-OH group of donors, NAD or NADP as acceptor
Source: RefSeq, a predicted model, not a curated record